Solea senegalensis (Senegalese sole) is the source of this 2681-nucleotide messenger RNA. RefSeq names its product SPRY domain-containing SOCS box protein 4-like. Gene Ontology annotation, biological process: proteasome-mediated ubiquitin-dependent protein catabolic process. Gene Ontology annotation, cellular component: SCF ubiquitin ligase complex. Lineage: Eukaryota; Metazoa; Chordata; Actinopteri; Pleuronectiformes; Soleidae. The coding region runs from base 438 to 1298 and encodes 286 amino acids. The transcript is spliced from 3 exons. Gene Ontology annotation, molecular function: protein binding. The record is from RefSeq and is a predicted model, not a curated record.
ACGGACACUGAGUGUCGGGUUCUGAGCUACAGUACCUGCUUGUGUUCUGUCGAGCUGCUUUCGCCGCCGCGCACUUUAACAAAGACGCCGUCACUACAUGGCGGAUACAGAUGUUUGGAGGCUGGGAAAACAGCAGCAGUGACGAGGACAGAACCCGGAGCUCCUGACUAAAAAGUGUCGGUUCUCGACGAGUGGCUUUUGUGUUCGGAGCAGCUCCCACUCUGACUUCCUGAAGACAUAUGUGGCAUGAAACCAGAUCAUACACAUCUUUCAUUCAUCACCUCCUCCUCCUCCUUCAUCUCCCUCCACCAUCACCAGUUAGGAACUCUCUCACAGCUCCACCGCAUUGAUGAGGUAACAUCAAGCUCCACACAGCACAGCACCCACCUGCUCAAGCACCGCCCCCCCUUCCUUCUGCCAACCCUUUCACUACAGCUAUGGGUCAGAAGAUAUCUGGUGGGAUAAAAUCGGUAGACAGUCGCGGGGAAAGUGGUGGUUCCCCGUCUUAUCGGCCCUUGGCUCAUCGCCGGCAGCACCCGGCGCUAAGAGGCCCAGAUUUCUCCAAACCUCCCAGGCUGGAUCUCCUGCUGGACAUGCCAUGCGCUGGACCAGAGACCCAGCACCGUCACGCGUGGAACCCUGAUGACCGCUCGCUCAACAUUUUCAUCAAAGACGAAGAUAAAUUGACAUUUCACCGGCACCCGGUCGCUCAGAGCACAGACUGCAUUCGGGGGCACGUCGGAUACACAAGAGGUCUUCACGUGUGGAAGAUCCACUGGCCCUCUCGGCAGCGAGGCACCCAUGCAAUAGUUGGAGUUGCAACAUCAGAAGCUCCUUUACACUCCGUUGGGUACACGGCGUUGGUGGGGUCAGACUGUGAGUCCUGGGGCUGGGAUCUGGGACGCAACCGGCUCUAUCAUGACAGUAAGAACCGGGCUCACAGCUCACUUCCAUCUUACCCAUGUUUUCUCGAGCCAGAGGAGUCGUUCACACCGCCGGACUCCCUGCUCGUGAUUCUGGAUAUGGAUGAAGGAACCCUGAGCUUCAUGGUAGAUGGACAGUAUCUAGGAGUGGCGUUUCGAGGGCUGAAGGGCAAGAAGUUGUAUCCCAUUGUCAGCGCCGUGUGGGGACAUUGUGAGAUAUCCAUGAAGUACAUCAACGGCUUGGAUCCCGAGCCUCUUCCUCUGAUGGACCUGUGUCGGCGUGCAGCUCGCCUGGCAUUGGGCCGCGAGCGGCUUCAGGAGAUUGAGAGCCUCCCUCUUCCUCAGUCCCUCAAAAAUUACCUCCAGUACCAGUGACUGACACAAACAGAGCAACCCGGGAGAACAAUGACACAAACCAGACCACCAGAAAGUCUGAGGAUCGGUGGAUGAAACGAAAUCAUUAAAAAGAUGCAAACAUGGAUGAUGGAUGGAAGCAUGACCAUGUCAAGAGUGUCAGAGCUCUAUUAAAGAUGAAUUUAUACAAGGCUAGAAAGAAGGAUGGUGGAUGAACUGACGGUGGGGGAGGUCCAGGCUGUCACACAAAAAGGUCAGGGGCAGCACCAGCUUCUUUUGAAUUUUGAGCUGCUCUUUUAUUAGUUUUUAGACUUUAACUAAAUUAUUGAUGAUGGUAUACCAUCAGUGUGUCACUCAACCAGGGAGAAAGCCCGUCCUCUGGUGGCACAGUGCAGUGAAGAGCAGAGACGGCGGUGAGACGAACACCACCACCACCUAGUGAGGAAAGUAAACAACUGCGACAAGAAGGCAGACUAAUCCUAAACACGGCGGCCUUUCUGACGUACAGUCAGUGACAAUAUCUUUGAGGUGGAUACCACAGUGUGUGUGUAUCCACAGUCUCCACUGGCACAGAUGACAGGUUGCAGAGCUCACACAUCCAAGAGGAUUUAAGCACUAAUGUCAUUUUAUGUGACAACUCGGGGCCUGGCCACAAGCUCCCCGCCGCACACAGAGUGGAUCAAAGCAUGGCUGCGGGUGGAAUACAGAGUUUAACACAAGAGCCUUACCUCCUGUCUCAUGCAGAUAUUUGGUGAUAAUUAGCCCUUUUCAGAGGCAUGUCUUAAAUUAAGUAAAAUAAGAAUGAGCAGUGGAGUUGGUAAAAAGUUAAAGAAAGAACAAGUGUUUUACUGAUUUAAAAAUAGAAAUUAAAUUGUAAUUGCUGCAUUUACUCAAAUAUCUAAUGAGCCAAUCACAUGAGAGCAAGUCAGUGCAUUAAGGGACAUGGUCAAGUUCACACUGAGCUUCAGAAUGGAGAAGAAAGGUGGUUUAGGUGACUUUAAACACAGUAGGUUUGUAGGUGCUGGAUGAGCAUUUCAGAAACUGCUAAUCAGCCGUUAUUUCAAUGCACAACCAUCGCUAAUGUUUAUAGAGAAAGGUCUGAAAAAGAGAAAAUAGUGAGCAUCGGUCAGAAGAGAAUGACCAGAUUGGUUCCAAAUGGUAGUAAUUCAACACCUGAUUAGCUACACCUAACCUAAAAAAAAGUGAGUUCAUGUGUUUCCAUCACUUCCCUAGAUGACCUCUUCUUGCUUUAACUGAUGUCAGAAGAAAAAGAAAAACACCAAAUACUGAUAUGUCAGACAUUGUCUGUUACAGUGCAAACUUCUUUAAUGUGCAGACUUUGUGCUGUUGCUUCCUUUUCGUUAAUGUGACAAUAGUAAAUUAAGACUUGCACUGUGUGGGGAG